AUGCCACAGGCGGCUGUUAUAACUGAAAGUGUUUGUACGCCAUUGUCGCUGUCCUCUCUGCCCAACGAAUCCGUCAACAAUUCGUCGUCGUCAACAAACUCUUCGUCAGAAGUUUCCUUCCAACAUUGCUCAACUUCAUAUCCCAAGAAAGCGCUCGCGAUGAUCGAAGGUGAUCCAAUACCUGCGUCUGUUGUACCGGCUGCCACUCCUUAUGCACCGCACGGUGUGCAAGCGGCUAUUGCCCACCAUAAUCAUCAGUUACAGCUACAGCAACAGCAACACAACAACGGAGCUCAUCAUUCGCACAGCCACCCUCACGUUCAUGCACUUAAUCAAGGUGGAACCCUGAAUUCGAUUCCACAACAACAAGCCUCAACGCCAACAAUCCAGUUUGCUGCCGGUGCAUCACCGCCAGCACAUAUAAUUCUACCGCCUCAGCACCAGCCCUAUCGUAAGCCAGAACCAGCGUUGCGCUCUAUGGCAAGACGUCAGUCGCAUACGCUUCUCUAUGUUCCGGAACAUCGUCGUGUUUCGACAAUAUCCGGUAAUUCGAUAGCGUCUUGUCCGGCUUCGUAUCCGGGGAAGCUGGCGGUCGACGAGAAACUUGGCCAGAAUGUCGAGAGAUCCAGGAUCACUCCACCGCAAAGUGUCCCGUUGGUGCACUCGUCGCCACAAGUCGAUAAUCGUCGGAAAUCAGUGCAAACCGGAGCACCGGCCAUAGCGUUUCGGCCGAUGCGUUUCGAGCGGCGCUCGUCACAGCCUUUACUGCGGCAUGUUGUGGCCGGAGCCAAUAAAGCAGCCGCAGCAAUGGCGAUAGCUGAAGAUUCGGCCGAAAUGGCUGGUGAGGUGAGAUUACGUCAAGCACUCGUGGUCGACGAGCCCAGCGCUGGAGGACCGAAGAGUGGUACGCUUGCGGGAGCAAGAUAUCAGAUGCCGGUAGGCCAGUGUGAUAUGCCUCGUCUGCUGACAAAACGAGUGAGCUGGUUGUCGAUGAAGAGUCUACAGGAUUCUGUGGAACCACUGCUGACAUUUUCUCGCCGAGGCAAAAAGCAAAACAGUAUGGCAUCCGGUGAUAACUUGAACAGUCGUAAUGAUUCAAGAACGAACAGUCAGUACGGAUCCGUGCUGCAGUUGGACGAUAGUAGUUUACUGGAGAGGGAAGAGGAUACACCGCCGUUAGAUACGCUCAGUUGGAGUUUUGGA
Anisakis simplex (herring worm) is the source of this 1203-nucleotide messenger RNA. NCBI's taxonomy places the organism in Eukaryota, Metazoa, Nematoda, Chromadorea, Rhabditida, Anisakidae. The record is from the annotation of a GenBank genome assembly.